Cydia pomonella (codling moth) is the source of this 833-nucleotide messenger RNA. RefSeq names its product HIG1 domain family member 2A, mitochondrial. Bases 169 to 459 code for a protein of 96 amino acids. Gene Ontology annotation, cellular component: mitochondrion. The record is from RefSeq and is a predicted model, not a curated record. Gene Ontology annotation, biological process: mitochondrial respirasome assembly. Lineage: Eukaryota; Metazoa; Arthropoda; Insecta; Lepidoptera; Tortricidae. The transcript has 2 exons.
GAAUCCUUAUGGACCUUAUGUCACGAGUGCCCGUCUUGUGCGUCAUUUUAUUUGUUGUUCUAUUUUAGCAUUUUAGGCACAUUUUAUAUAAAACUUUAUUGUGAAAGAAAAACGAAACAGUAGUCAAAACUUUGCUUUGCACAUUGUCUACUAGCAAAUCUGUUUACAAUGACGACUGAACCAGAACCGACCGAUUUGGAUUGGGUGCAACUGCGCAAAGAUAUGGGAAGAUCGCAUCAUGGGGAAACGAUGAAAGAAAAAUUUUCAAGAAAAUUUGAGGAAAAUCCGUUCGUCCCUAUAGGCUGCUUAGCAACUGCCGGUGCAUUAUCAUACGGACUUUGGUCAUUCCGGCAAGGCAGAUCAAAGAUGUCUCAGACUAUGAUGCGUCUCCGCAUUGUAGCACAAGGAUUUACUAUUACGGCUCUCAUAGCUGGAGUAAUGUUGGCAGCAAAGAAAUGAUGUUUUUUUUAUUAUACUCUUGUCAGUACAGUCACAUGCAAAUUAUCUAUGCUUCUAACACACGAAACUACAUUUAGACUGAUAUAAUUAGAAUGAUAGAAUGAUAUUGAUAUGGUAUGUUUCAAAACCAGAUAUUGAAAACAUGAUGCGUCCUCUCUGGUAUUGGUUAUAGAGUCAUCCGAGUGAGCGCAAUAUAUUUUUGAGUAUGUUAGACUUUUUGCAUUAGACUGUACCGAAACAAACCAAAAAUUUAUGCAAAAUGUCUACAGAUAAUAUGAUAACUUUUGAUUGCUAAUUGUCUGUAAAUAUUAUUGCUAUUAGUUAUUCAAGUACAUUUUUAUUUUACAUAGUCUAAUAUAGGUAAAAACUGCAUA